Messenger RNA from Prorocentrum cordatum, 345 nucleotides. The record is from the annotation of a GenBank genome assembly. Lineage: Eukaryota; Dinophyceae; Prorocentrales; Prorocentraceae.
AUGGCGUUGCGGCUUGCAUGCGCUGCCUGCGUGCUCGCGGCGGUGGCCGAGGGUGUCACCAGCGGGCUGCGAGGCGAUGGCGAGUCUCCGAAGUGCUACGACACCGUCGAGGGGGAGCCGUGCUACAAGGCUAUCCAGUGGGCUCAGAAGAAGGGCAUGUGGAAGAACCCCGAGUGGUACGUCGAAGUCAAGAACCCGCUCGACGAGGCUGAGAUGCAGAACUUCUUCUUCAAGCAGCGCAAGCACGACUGCAUGAGGCCCUGCAGACUUGCGGUCGAGACCACCCCGGCACCCGAGGGCAAGGACAAGGACGGCAAGAAGGACUGGAAGUCGUACUUCAAGUGA